GGUUUUUAAAUCACUUUUUACCUUGUGCAAAUAUUUUUUGUUGUAGCUUUUGCUCUGUUUGUUUGGAGCCGGUACAUUUUAAUCAGGGCGGGGACCGCUGACUACUCCUCUCUACACAACCAAUCAGCUGUUGGGUCAAGAGUCACAAGUAUAUUAAGUCAGCCGUUAAAACUGUCUCUUGAUUGAAAAGGCACACAGACAGGGGCUCAGAUUUUGCAUAGACUGGUAAAAGCAUUUUUUUUAAAAACCUUUGCUUGAAAGCAUCUCCUGCCAUGGCACUGAUUCUUCUGAACCGCUUGGGAAAAGACCACAAGGAUUACAUCAAACAACAGGUCCAUGUCAAAAAUCCUUAUCUUGACACCAUGGAGGAGGACAUUCUGUACCACUUCAGCCUGAGCACUAAGACUCACAACCUCCCAGAAAUGUUUGGAGAUAUCAAAUUUGUGUGUGUUGGUGGAAGCGCAAAUCGAAUGAAGGCUUUUGCCCACUUCAUCCACCAAGACCUACACAUUCCUGGAAACCCAGACGACAUCCGGGAUAUCUGCGAGGGCACUGAUCGCUACUCCAUGUACAAAGUGGGGCCAGUACUCUCUAUAAGUCAUGGCAUGGGCGUCCCAUCCAUCUCAAUCAUGCUGCAUGAGCUCAUCAAGCUGCUGCAUCAUGCUCGGUGCCAGGAUGUGGUUUUGUUUCGUCUGGGAACAUCCGGAGGAGUCGGUUUAAAUCCAGGGACGGUGGUAAUAACAGAUAAAGCAGUGGACUACUCUUUCUGCCCCCAAUUUGAACAAGUGGUUCUGGGUAAGGUCAUCACCAGGAGUACAGAGUUGGACGAAGAGGUGGCCAGUGAGCUUCUGCAGUAUGCCUCUGAACUUCAGAGCUUUCCAACUGUUAUUGGAAAGACCAUGUGCACCCAUGACUUCUAUGAAGGUCAGGGCCGGCUUGAUGGAGCUCUCUGCUCUUUCUCUCAUGAGGAGAAACUGGAGUAUCUAAGGAAAGCUUAUGAGGCUGGAGUGAGAAACAUCGAGAUGGAGUCCACCGUCUUUGCUGCCAUGUGCCGGGUCUGUGGCCUCAAAGCUGCUGUGGUCUGUGUCACGUUACUGAACCGCUUUGAAGGAGAUCAGAUCACCUCUUCUCAUGAGGUUCUGGUGGAGUACCAGCAGAGACCUCAAAUCCUGGUGGCUUACUUCAUCAAGAAACGCCUCGGACUUAUUCCCUGAAGCCCCAGAUAUUUAAACAGCUGUAAAUAUGUAACAUUUAAAAAUGUAAAUACACACAACAAAAAUUGAUUAGUGAUACUUGAAAUGGGCACCUAUUUAAGUUUUAAGAGUUUAAAUGAUUUGUUUAAUAAGCCAAAUAUAUUGGAUUUAUUAGAUGUUAUUUUAAAUCCUUUGAUAUUUAUGAAAGCAAAUAAAAAUCUGCAAAAAGA
Messenger RNA from Oryzias latipes (Japanese medaka), 1423 nucleotides. It is a transcript of the gene upp2, whose product is annotated as uridine phosphorylase 2. Gene Ontology annotation, cellular component: cytoplasm; cytosol. The record is from RefSeq and is a predicted model, not a curated record. Gene Ontology annotation, molecular function: uridine phosphorylase activity. NCBI's taxonomy places the organism in Eukaryota, Metazoa, Chordata, Actinopteri, Beloniformes, Adrianichthyidae. Gene Ontology annotation, biological process: nucleotide catabolic process; uridine catabolic process.